UGCAACCAAGGGGGAACCACCCGAAGCCCAGGCGAUGCCAUCUUCAGGGCCUGCGCGCCCGAGGCCCCUGCACUGCUCCUGCCCUGGGCAGAGGCCGCUGCUGGGCGCCCAGCGGCGACCAGGAAGGUCGGAGGGAGGGUGCGCUCCUCCUGCCCCACACCCAGUCUCUGAGCCGGAUAUAUAGAGUCACGUUUGGGAGCCCCGAGAGCAGCGGCGCGGUUCAGAACAGCUUGAGAGCCUCCAGCAUCCCUGGGAGGACCCUGACCGCCAGCCGCCCGGCGAGCCACCGUCACUGAAGCAGCAGGACCCUCUUCCCAGAACCAUAUAAGAAAAACAGAGGAAUCAUGUCCAUGAUCGCAGCUUACUACAGCAACAAGUCCCUCCUCAUCACAGGGGCCACGGGCUUCCUGGGCAAGGUGUUGAUGGAGAAGCUGUUCCGCACCAGCCCCCAUCUGAAAGUCAUUUACAUCCUUGUGAGACCCAAGUCUGGACAAACUCUGCAGGAGAGGGUUUUCCAGAUUCUCAACAGUAAGCUGUUUGAGAAAGUCAAAGAAGUCUGUCCAAAUGUGCAUGAGAAGAUCAGACCCAUCUCUGCAGACCUCAACCAGCGCGACUUAGCCAUCAGCAAGGAGGACAUGCAGGAACUUCUGUCUUGCACCAAUAUUAUCUUCCACUGUGCGGCUACUGUACGCUUCGAUGCUCAUCUGAGAGAAGCUGUGCAGCUGAAUGUCACCGCCACCCAGCAGCUCCUGCUGAUGGCCAGCCAGAUGCCAAAGCUUGAAGCCUUCAUCCACAUCUCUACCGCCUUUUCUAACUGCAACCUGAGCCACAUAGAUGAGGUCAUCUACCCAUGCCCUGUGGAGCCAAGAAAGAUCAUUGACUCCAUGGAAUGGCUAGAUGACUCUAUCAUUGACGAGAUCACUCCCAAGCUGAUCGGGGACCGGCCCAAUACGUACACCUACACCAAAGCCUUGGGAGAGAUGGUGAUACAGCAAGAGAGUGGAAACCUGAAUGUGGCUAUUGUCAGGCCGUCCAUAGUGGGAGCAACCUGGCAGGAGCCUUUCCCGGGUUGGGUUGAUAAUUUAAACGGACCCAGUGGACUCAUUAUUGCGACGGGGAAAGGAUUUCUUCGGUCCAUAAAAGCUACUCCCAUGGCAGUGGCAGACCUGAUUCCAGUGGACACAGUGGUCAAUCUCACCAUAGCGGUGGGAUGGUAUACUGCAGUUCACAGACCUAAAUCAACAUUAAUCUACCAUUCCACAUCUGGGAAUCUCAAUCCCUGUAACUGGUAUGAAAUGGGAUUACAGGUCUUAGCGACCAUAGAAAAGAUUCCGUUUGAGAGUGCUUUCAGAAGGCCAAACGCUGACUUCACCACCAACAACUUCACCACUUAUUAUUGGAACACUGUCAGUCACCGAUUCCCAGCCAUCAUCUAUGACUUCUAUUUGAGGCUUACUGGAAGGAAACCCAGGAUGAUGAAGCUCAUGAACCGACUCCUGAAAACCACUUCCAUGCUGGAGUAUUUCAUCAACCGCAGUUGGGAAUGGAGCACAAACAACACAGAAAUGCUUCUGUCAGAGCUGAGUCCUGAAGACCAGAGAGUAUUCAACUUCGAUGUGCGCCAGCUGAACUGGCUUGAAUACAUUGAAAAUUACGUUUUGGGGGUUAAGAAGUAUCUACUGAAAGAGGAUCUGGCUGGUAUUCCCAAAGCAAAGCAACACCUAAAAAGGCUCCGAAACACCUACUACCUCUUUAACACCGCCCUGUUCCUGAUCAUCUGGCGCCUCCUCAUCGCAAGGUCUCAGAUGGCUCGGAACAUCUGGUUCUUCAUUGUGAGCUUCUGUUAUAAGUUCAUCUCCUACUUUAGGGCCUCAAGCACACUCAAGGCCUAAGAACAUUGCACCAGCCCAUCAUCUGGAACCUCAGAUACCUCUCAGGCAGGAAACUGUGUCUUAAACUAGGACGUAACAAGAAGCACACCCAAGCUUCCAGCCAAACCUACCGUUCCAUCUUCUUUCCUACUUCUUCACUGUAUUUUUUUUUUAAUUUGGUUCAGUGCGAACGAAAGUCAACCUCUAACUGCAUACAUGUACAAAAACCUGACUUCCAAAGUAUGUCUUAACGCCACCACUCUACACAUCACACACAGAGCAUGCGAUCACCCCUUUCCCUAUACUUAGCUUUCCCUUCCUGACACAAGUAACUUCAACUAUGAAGUUAUGGACAAACAUGGCAGACACCUAAGCAGCCUAGAGAGAGGCAGUACCAAUCGGGGAAGCAUGCUCAGCACCAAAGUAAAAGCUUCCAAACACGGUGAGCGGAGGAAGGCAGCUCAACACCCUCACAGUGCCAUAGAAGUAGCCCGCUAUCUUAAACACUAGAGUCCCGGUUGAGUUGAGGUGGAGAAAGCAGGCUCAGAGUCUGCUGUUUCUCACCUGGGUCAAUAUCUUAACCCUAAGAGGAACAAAUGGUAUAGAUAAUCACACACGAAAUAUGAACUUAACUGUACAUGCAUCAGGAAUUUGAAGUACUUCAAAGUUUAUAGAUUCUUAUAAUUCAGACAUCCCUUAGCCUAAGCCAUUCUGAUCACCAUUGUCCUGGAAACCCUCUCACGCUCCUCCUCAUUUACUGAUGUUGCCAAAGCCCUAUUUAAGUGUACUUCACUCAGGCAUCAGUCAGGAGGGCUGUGGGGAGAGGGACGUUCCUAGAUCAGAACCAUGGAAACCCUCCGACCUUUGCCAGUAAGGAAAGCAAAAUUUCAAAUAAAAUUUUAAGUUCUAGUUUUCGUCUUUGUGUGCGGAGCUGGAAAGAGCAAGUUCCUGUAGCCCCUGAGGCCGAUGUACCUCCGUCAUCCCAGUCACACAUUAACUGUGGGGUGUACAGAGCUCAAAAACAUAAAGUGAAGUUUUUGCUUAAGUAUUUUAGAUACAAAUAAAAACCUCUAUACAUUCACAAAUCCUCAUAUUCAUAAGUUGUCACCCCAGGUGUGCUCAUAUUUGAGAUCUGGACAUGCAGGACUGCAGGAUCUCUGCAUGCUAAAAACAUGAAGUAUCCAAAUGAGGCAUUUGGGACCUAAAAAGUAACUGUCACACAAGCUUCUGAAAACUACACACACGUAUUUGAUAUGUGGAUGCUUGCAUUCUGGUGGCUCAAGUGUGCCCAGUACUGAGCUUCAUUGGCUUCUUGAGGAACAUGUUCGGAGAGCCCUUUCUGGUAUGGCUCCUGCAAGUCAGAACAAAGCACCUGUGGGUGUCCUGUGUGAGAAAGCUGCAAGAUACUUCUGAGUUACAUGAAAGACCCAAGGUAUGGAUACAAUAAAUAUAGCACUGGAUUUAAAAAACAGUUCUAAAAAUUCACUACUGAAUUUCAUCAUUCCAAGAAC
This is a messenger RNA of Chionomys nivalis (European snow vole), 3382 nucleotides long. It is a transcript of the gene Far2, whose product is annotated as fatty acyl-CoA reductase 2. NCBI's taxonomy places the organism in Eukaryota, Metazoa, Chordata, Mammalia, Rodentia, Cricetidae. Bases 345 to 1892 code for a protein of 515 amino acids. The transcript has 12 exons. Gene Ontology annotation, molecular function: alcohol-forming very long-chain fatty acyl-CoA reductase (NADP+) activity. Gene Ontology annotation, cellular component: peroxisome. Gene Ontology annotation, biological process: long-chain fatty-acyl-CoA metabolic process. The record is from RefSeq and is a predicted model, not a curated record.